Pyricularia oryzae 70-15 is the source of this 1074-nucleotide messenger RNA. RefSeq lists its product as uncharacterized. The transcript has a single exon. The record is from RefSeq and is a predicted model, not a curated record. Lineage: Eukaryota; Fungi; Ascomycota; Sordariomycetes; Magnaporthales; Pyriculariaceae. Bases 348 to 1037 code for a protein of 229 amino acids.
AUGUUUACUGUGAUGGCAGCCAAGGCAGAAUUCAUCCAGGCGCGCUUCUCUGGAGAUUGAUAUCUACUUAAAGCCCAGAAGGGACUCGCAGAAAGAUGGACGGGAGAGCAAACAAACACAGGACAUCACCAGCACAGACAAACAAAUCUGAACAAAGCUACAAAGACAAACAAUAACCGCACUUACAAACCUACUUCUCGCCAAUCAGUAUACACCUACACCAGACACUACACACAGCUCUACAUUAUCUGACUCCAUCAUCUACCAAAAAAGCCAUCCAAUAGCACAACUCCUUACAACACCCCUUCUCCCCUUCAGCCCUUACGCCUACCUUGAAACUGACAAUCAUGCUCCAGCUUAAGCAGCUGCUCAUUCUCCUCCCGCUCCUGCCGUAUGCGGCGGCACUUCCCACCUUUGGUGCGGAACGUGGGCUUGGAUACGCCGAAGCAGGAACCGGGGACGGACUUGGCUCGCUGGACGCGUCGGUGCUGGCCCUCGAGGCACGGCAAAACGGGGCGGACGGUCUCGACAACCAAGACCUAGAAGACGUGGCCCCUUUGCGCAAAAGGGCGGGUGGUACAAACAAGGCAGCGGGCAAGCAAAAGGUGACGACGGCCCCGGCCCCGAAAUCCCCACCACCAUCAUCGUCAUCAAACGCGAUUACACCACUGCAGCGUUCGGCAACGGCACCCGUGGCGCCAUCGCAGCCCAAGCAGCAGCAGCAGCAGGCGGCGGGACCUGCGCCGCUGCAGCGCACACAGACCGCAAAGCCGGACCUCAACAAGGCGCUGCCGAUGCCGCCGUUCCCAAAGAACCCGGUCGCACUCCCGCCGAUGGUGGACACGGCCGAGAACUCGCCGAUACCGAAGCCGCUGAGCAUCCCGAGCAAAAAGCCGCUGCCGCCGACUCCGCUCCCCGGGACCGAGGGGAAUGCACCGCCGCCGCCGCCCAAGGGGCCAACGGGCCCGGCGCAGCCCCCACAGCGGCCGCCUCGCCCGACGGAUCCCAACGUCCUGCCGCCCGGUGGGUUUUUCUGAGCGGUCGGCGUGGCGGCCGAUAGACGAACACAGCUUG